CGACAGUCUCCUGGCAACAACAAGGUGGUCAUUAUUCUGAAGAUCUUCAGGUUUCCCACUUCCUGAACCCACCCUCACCCUCACCCUGCCCCACCCCUCCCACCUUCCAACAGCACCACUACCACCACCACAACCAGCACGCCUGCUCAAACUCAGUCUGCAACAGCUGCAGGUGAGUGGAGACGCUCACAUGCAAUAAGGACGGAAGGAAGCAUCACUGACACGCCCUUCUCCUGAAAUCUGACGCCGGGACCCUGGCGCCGCUUCAGGCAGCUCCUGAAAAUAGAAGGACACACUCUUGACAGGCUCCUGUCAGUCUCCAUCCUGAGCUGGUGAGGGAGGACACGUGCCAUGGGCUCUAGCUCCUCCUCCUACGCUCCCAAAACCAUCUACCUGGACGUAGACGGAAAAGUCCAGAAGGUGAUUUUCAGUCGACACUGCAGUCCGUGUGACAUCCGGGAGCUUCUUUGUUCUUCUUCCAACAUUCCCAGGAACACUGCCAUAAUGCUGGUGGACCCAGAGGGAACCCUGGUCUCCAUAGAUCCUACCAUGCCUACCAAUUCUCCUAGGUACGUAAUUCACACUCCUAGCAACUUAUACAAGGUCAUGCCUUUAUGCACAGGCCAGCUGGGAGAGAAAGAAGACAUGUUUCAGAAUGCGCUGUCUCAAGUGGCUGAUCAGUUCAGCAGGGCUUUCCGUAUAAACGAGCUGAAAACAGAGGUCACCAAUCGACUGGCCAUGCUGGAGAAGAGAGUAGAGUUGGAGGGGUUGAAGGUGGUGGAGAUUGAGAACUGCAAGAAAGACCUGAAGAAGCUACGUGAUGAGAUGGCAACCAGAACAGGAGGGAGAGUAAGCUGUACCUGCAAAUACAACUUUGAUGAUGGAAAGAAACUGUGUCCCAGGCGAGAUGUUCCAAGCUACCCAAAGUAUACACUGUCCCAAGAAACCAUCGAAGCCCUGAAGAAACCUACAUUUGACGUUUGGCACUGGGAACACAACGAGGUUAGUCACAUUCAGAUGCUGAGUUGUCUGGAGUAUAUGUACCAUGACCUGGGCUUGGUGAAGGAAUUCAACAUGAACCCCAUCACACUCAAGCGCUGGCUGCUUGGCAUUCAGGAGAACUAUCGCAACAACCCAUUUCACAACUUUCGCCACUGUUUCUGUGUCAGCCAGAUGAUGUACGGCAUGAUUCACCUCUGCAGCCUUCAGGAGAAACUCACCCUGACUGACAUGGGCAUUCUCAUGACGGCCGCUGUGUGUCACGACUUGGACCACCCCGGCUACAACAACACGUAUCAGAUAAAUGCUCGCACUGAGCUGGCGGUACGCUACAACGAUAUCUCGCCGCUGGAGAACCACCACUGUGCCGUGGCCUUCCAGAUCAUCUCCCUGCCCGAGUGCAACAUCUUUGCCAACGUGGAACUCGAGGUCUUCAAACAGAUCAGGCAGGCCAUCAUCACUCUGAUCCUGGCCACCGACAUGGCCAGGCAUGGGGAGAUACUGGACUCCUUUAAGCAGAAGGUGGACAACUUUGACUUCACCAACGAAGAGCAUGUCAGAUGCCUGAAGAUGGUUUUGAUCAAGUGCUGCGACAUCUCCAACGAGGUGCGGCCGACCGAGGUGGCUGAGCCUUGGGUGGACUGCCUGCUGGAAGAGUACUUCUUGCAGAGCGACAGAGAGAAAGCCGAAGGGCUCCCCGUCGCUCCCUUCAUGGACCGGGACAAAGUGACCAAACCCACGGCGCAGAUCGGCUUCAUCAAAUUCGUGCUCAUCCCCAUGUUUGAGACCGUCAUGAAGCUCUUCCCUCAGGUUGAGGAAGUUAUGGUGCAGCCCCUGAGGGAUUCUCGCGACCACUACGAAGAGCUGAAGCAGAUCGAUGACGCCAUGACCGAGGCACAGAAGAAAAAAUCUGAAAACAUGCCAUUAGGAGGGAAGAAGAAAUAGGUUCACCCGUGAGCUCGGUGCAGGUCACAGGGAAGCCCUCCAACCCCGGCCUCCUCUGUCCCCGGUCAUGCACCUCCAACCUCCACACACCCAUUCCACACCUGCCCUGAGGACCCAGUCAUCUGCCAGGGCCUGACCUCUGUUCUUCACCUCAUCCUUCAAAGACAUGCUCACGCUGGCCCUGUUCCUCCACUGACAUGUGACCAUAACCCUAUGUAAUAGAUGCAUUGUGCAUCUAUUACAGUCCCGAGGUGGCAACAGUUGUGCAUAAUUGUGCUGCCGCCGCUCCCUGACCCCUCUUGGCAUCACAUUGUACUUGCUGACACCCACCUUUUUGUUCACAGAUAGAACAUUGUCCUGCGCAGAAUAUUCAGCGUCUACCGGCUGUCCCAUUUCAGUUUAGAGUACUUAGAGAUAAAUUAAAAGCUUAGGCAUAUGACUCAGCUGAAGAAAAAGAGAACAGGCAGGCUUUUCCCAUGUAGCAGGUGUUUUCCUCGGUGAGUCCACCUUUUGCCUCUUUUUCCAGGAGGAAGCAGUCAACUCUGAUCACAUGACUUUGGAAGAGACUGAAGAAUGUGGAACCAAACUGUAGUAUAGCAGUGUACUGUACCUCAGAUUUGUGUAAAAUGGGCAUGAACCUUAUUUUGAUCAACCAUGUAAUCAGUCACUGAAUGUGUCGACAAGCUUCAUUGCCCAUAGACAAACAAACAGCCAUUGGUUUAAUUAUUGGUUCAGUUAUCCAGUAAUGAUCAACACAGCUUAAUUGCUGCUGUGUAGAAUUUCUUGCCUUGGAGGAUUAAAGUUAACAAUGUACGAACUCUUCCCUUUAAAUAGAAGUACAAAUAGUUCUACGGUUAGAAUGCUUCAUAUUUAAUGUAAAGGUUGUCCUGAGCUCAGGGGGAUUGGUUUAAAUUCACAUAUUUAUGAUAACUGACAUGAUGGGCACAACCCCAACAAAAAGGCAAGAUAAGGUCAUUCAAGAAAUGUUUCAUAAUAUCCUUUAUGUAAGUUCUGUAGCCUCCAAUUUCAUAGGUUUUUUCUGUUUUCACACAUCCUGACUGUACACAUGUAUUAUGGAAUAUAUUUGCAAAAUGAGUACUUCUAUAGUGUAUUGUUUGAUACAUGCAUUUAAUUUACAUCUCUGAACGUAGCAAUAACUCAUGUUUCUAUAUAGACCUUACUGUGUAUUUUGACGCACUGAAAGUACAAUUCCUAAAUAUUUGUAUUUUUGCCUUUCACUUUUUUGCUUUAGUACUUUAACCUGUUUGUAAGGGUGCACUUGAAUAUUUGUUGUUAGCAUGUAAUGUAUACAUAUACAUGAGCUGUGCACAGUUCACGUUGCAAUUACUCUGUUAUUCUAUAAGUAGUGUUAAUGAGAAGCCCUCAGACAGUUAACUAUUCAAAGAUGACACAGCUCAUAACUUGUCUGGGUUUUUUUUUUUGUUUUGUUCUUAUGAGCGAGUUGGAAAAACAUUUUUCCAUUGUGUUUUUGUUCCAUCAGAUAUAGAAUCAGAAUUUGAAUUUGCCCUUCAUUGCAUCACGACUUACUGUGUUUUUCUGUUGGGGGCACUUUCGGGCCAAGUAACUGACAGGGUGGCAUCACCUCAAACAGUAUGUUCAAAAUUAAGAGGAUAUAUGGAAAAAACAGUGCAUGAGGACACUAGCUGAUUUAGUGUUCAUUUGACCUUUCCUGUCCAAUUAUUUUGACUUAUCAAUCAAUACGGUGUAUCCUUUGUUUUUGUUUUUUUAAAUGCUCUUCAGCUACCUGCUGAAGAACCAUUAUGUUUUAACACAAGUGGCUGGGUUGUACCUCGCAGUAGUUCAGCCAGGCCCAUGUUGCCAUGACUCCUAAAUAGCUGUUUGUGUGGAUCUGGCAUACGCCAUUGUUCAGUGCUGAAAGGGAGGUGGUUUUGAAAGGUCUGGAGGGUUUCUUCUGCAGGGUCACAAAAACAGGCCACGCCCCCUUGCUUUCAUACUGCGUGUCUUCCCCUCAUGAACACCAGCAUCUCUUGUCCCUCCCAUUCCUGGAUACCCUCUUUUUUCGGAGACAACCCGUAAGCAGGAGGUAUGAUUUCAGUAGACCGGCCUCACGUGUCGAAACACGCCUGGUGUUUUUAUGUGUACCCGUGCCAUCUGGGGUUGUCAUUAACGUGUGAGUCUUCGUACGGGGGAUUUAAAGGAGCAGUUUUUACUGCUACUUUACCGAGCUAGUAAAAAAGAAAGGGGCACUUUAUUAAAUGUGUACUCAUUUAUUUUUGGGUGAUAAAAUCUAUUUUUUGGUGUAAAUACACCACAUUUUUGAUGUCCUCACUGGUUGUUUCAUUAAAAAAGAAAAUCUGUGUACCUUUUUA
This is a messenger RNA of Anguilla anguilla (European eel), 4295 nucleotides long. RefSeq names its product high affinity cGMP-specific 3',5'-cyclic phosphodiesterase 9A. The coding region runs from base 352 to 1944 and encodes 530 amino acids. Lineage: Eukaryota; Metazoa; Chordata; Actinopteri; Anguilliformes; Anguillidae. Gene Ontology annotation, biological process: cGMP catabolic process. The transcript is spliced from 20 exons. The record is from RefSeq and is a predicted model, not a curated record. Gene Ontology annotation, molecular function: 3',5'-cyclic-GMP phosphodiesterase activity.